AUGUCUCUAACUAAACAGAGAUCCGCCCACAAGUCCGAUGACUUCCCCACGGUUCAACUCUUUCUCCUAGCGAUUGUCCGGCUCGCGGAACCCAUCGCCCUCACCUCCAUCUACCCCUACGCCUGGGCCCUCGUUAAACGAUUCGAAGUCGGCGAAGAGCAAGAUGCUUCGUUUUACGCCGGCCUCCUCAUCUCGGCCUUUUCCCUUGCCGAGGCCCUCAUGGGUAUGUACUGGGGAGGUCUUUCGGACCGCAUUGGCCGCAAGCCCGUUUUGCUCAUUGGAUGCUUCGGCACCAUGUUCAGCAUGAUCAUGGUCGGCGUUGCGACCAAUAUCUGGGUCGCGCUCGCAGGACGUGCGCUUGGUGGUCUUCUCAACGGCAACAUUGGUGUCAUCCAGACCAUGGUUGGGGAGCUGGUCAAGAGGCCUGAGCACGAACCCCGCGCCUACUCGGUGAUGCCGUUCGUAUGGUCCAUUGGUACCAUCCUAGGCCCGUUUGUAGGCGGUACGUUCGCCGACCCCCAUGAUUCGUUCCCGGACCUGUUCCCCGAGGGUUCGCUUUUCUAUAACUAUCCCUAUCUCCUUCCCAAUCUCAUCUGUGCUGGGCUCCUGCUCGUAAGCAUCAUUCUUGGUUGGUUUCUCCUGGUCGAGACCCACCCUGACAUGCAGCCCUGCGAUGCUCUGGCCGAGGAUACGUAUGCGUAUCUGUCGGAGGAGACCCCCCUGCUGGAGACGUCGGAUGCUAUAAAGCGGCCGGUCGUGGACAUGCGCGACGACAACUACGGCACGGUUCGUGUCCAUGAUACCCACAUGGCGCCGGCCUCGGAGGCAUUUGAUGUGGAGAAGGACGACGAACGAUCGAGCAGCAUUUCCACGAAGCGAAUCGUGUCUAUCAUGAUUGCGCUGUGCAUCUUCACGUAUCACUCAAUGACGUACGACCACCUCAUGCCCAUCUUUUUCGAGGACGAUCGCGUCGCCGGAAAUAACAGCACCAGCCUCACCGCCGCCGCCGCCGCCUUAUCGCCCUCUGCCUCGUCAUUUUCUUUCCUCGUACCCGGCGGAUUGGGGCUCAGCGUGCGGGACGUUGGGAUGAUUAUGGCCGUCAACGGCGGGAUCGCGCUGUUCAUCCAGGCCGUUGUUUUCCCUCUGGCUGCAGAGAGGAUGGGUGUGUACCGACUGUUCAUCCUGGUUACGGUACUGCACCCGGUCGCGUACAUGUUGGUUCCGAGCCUGCUACUCGUCCCCGAGUCGCUCCUCUACCCGGCCAUCUACUUUUGUCUGGCGGUGCGCAACGUCCUGUCCAUCAUCCUGUACCCGCUCCUCCUUAUCCUGCUCAAGGAGGCGACGCCUACGCCCAAGGCUCUGGGGAAGGUGAAUGGGAUGGCCGCCAGCGCUGGCGCCGGAUGCCGGAUGAUCGCACCGCCCAUUGCGGGGUGGCUGUACACUUCCGGCAGCAAGGUGGGUUGCAGUGCGCUGGCGUGGUACGGAAGCGCCGUCGUGGCCGUGGUCGGAUCCGUGCAGUGCUUCUCUGUGCCACGGUCCAAGUUUGAGCAAGGGGAAUUACCUACAAAAUGCAGAAAAGAGGAAAGCAUUCCAAAAUAA
Sodiomyces alkalinus F11 is the source of this 1599-nucleotide messenger RNA. RefSeq names its product major facilitator superfamily transporter. The transcript has 3 exons. The record is from RefSeq and is a predicted model, not a curated record. Lineage: Eukaryota; Fungi; Ascomycota; Sordariomycetes; Glomerellales; Plectosphaerellaceae. Gene Ontology annotation, biological process: transmembrane transport. Bases 1 to 1599 code for a protein of 532 amino acids. Gene Ontology annotation, molecular function: transmembrane transporter activity.